AUGCCUAUGUCAUCCAAUGUGAACGAACUCGACCCAUUCCCAUAUGCGAAAAUUGCCCGGAAUAAAGACAACUUUGAGGAAGAUAUCAGGAAGCUGGAGGCAUAUACCGGCUUGUUUGAAUUCAAUGUCUGCAUCCCUCCCUGGCUUGUACAGGAAGGUACCCCAUUCCAUGUCGUGCCCCCACGCUACACAAUCUCCGGAACUUGUGACCUUCCUCCUGGUUACGAAUUGGCUUAUGUUCCAUCGACCGCCGUCGUAGAGCCUCUCUCAAUCGCAGAACGACUUCGCUUCAAUGGCCAAGAUCCACAAAAUCUAUCGUCGAUAUAUAGCUUUGGGCCGCCGUUGAUUGCACUAAUUCAAAUAGUUUAUGCCUCGGUCACUAUAUACCAGUCUCGUGGUAAUCAAGUGGACACAUAUGGGUACGCUGCAUUUGGAUUUACUGUUAUACCGUAUUUAAUCAUGUCAACCGUCAACCUGCUCGGCAAUAUGGUCACUCACAGUUACCCAUCAAUCUACCUUGUUCAUACCGAACUGAUGGAUGAAGCAAGUCACCGCGGAGGUAUUUUCGCUGGCGCUGUUGCAACCCUCAAAAGCGAGCCACUUUCAGUAAACAACAAGUUCGUUUUCUCGGGCUUAUGCCAACGUCGCCAAGGGUACCUGUGGGAGUUUGAAGUGGGAAAGUUGUAUCGCCCUGGCGAAAUCGAACCGGACGGUCCAAUGGAAGGGAGACCUAGGAAUUUUUCCUAUCCAAUACGCGCAACCGACAAUGGUAUUUCUGACGCUGUCGCCCCAUCAUCGAACGAAUCACUUUCAUCGAAGGAUGAAGAAGCCAAAUCUCGACUCAUCAUCGUCUGUCCAACCUGUUACAACUUCAAAGUCAGCUUCACAAGAUCGCUUCCACCCAUGAUCUCUCCUGCGGCCAUGUUCAUUUCAUCUUUGCCCCUGAUAGCUAUCGGUGUACUCUCGCAUUUUAAGGCUGGCUCAAGCACUGUGGCCCAAAGGAUUUGGAUCUUGGGAUCCAUCGUCUUGAGAAUGGUUAAUGUCACCAACCCAAUGUUCGCGGACUGGAUCAUUCACACCACCAUCGAUAAUCCUGCUCUGGCAAAACUUCGUGGACUGAACUUGGCCGACCCGCGAGAAGAGAAGUAUUUCUAUUUGGAUUUUGGUCUCUUUUUCCUUCUGAUUCUACUUUUGUGCGUGAUAACCACUCCGGCAAUCGGUCAUUUCGUUGUGGUUGGGCAGAUGCUUUACGAGUGUUGA
This is a messenger RNA of Penicillium arizonense, 1260 nucleotides long. RefSeq lists its product as uncharacterized. NCBI's taxonomy places the organism in Eukaryota, Fungi, Ascomycota, Eurotiomycetes, Eurotiales, Aspergillaceae. The coding region runs from base 1 to 1260 and encodes 419 amino acids. The record is from RefSeq and is a predicted model, not a curated record. The transcript is spliced from 4 exons.